Molecule: messenger RNA, 1812 nt
Organism: Mytilus californianus (California mussel)
Lineage: Eukaryota; Metazoa; Mollusca; Bivalvia; Mytilida; Mytilidae
Product: synaptotagmin-17-like
Exons: 5
Coding region: 199-1545 (448 amino acids)
Biological process (GO): regulation of dopamine secretion; cellular response to calcium ion; regulation of calcium ion-dependent exocytosis
Cellular component (GO): membrane
Molecular function (GO): clathrin binding; phosphatidylserine binding; syntaxin binding
Source: RefSeq, a predicted model, not a curated record
UCUCGUGUUACAGUUGACCAGUUUAGUCUUGUGCACAUGAUUUAUUAUUCCAAAACAGAUGUUUUGUGAACAUAUCAUUAAAUUCAUGGACAUAUAUUGAAACACAGAAACCGAAAAAGAAUGAUCGAGGAUGGCGAGGGAAAUAAUGGCCGCUGAAACGAAGCAUUAAUCGAUAGACACGGGAAGGAAACCAACAUCAUGUCCUUCAUAUUUUCCGUGUCAAAGAAGUGUUGUGAAAAACUUUACGAAAUUUUCUGCUGUAAAGAGGUAUGUUGCGAAUGUUGUCAAGAGGAACGAAAGAAACUGAGAAAAAGUGACAUUCAACAUUCUUUCCGUGAAUCGUCUACUCGACUCGAUUCUACAAGUUCUUGUGCAGAGAGCCACAAAAGUUUCCGUGAACGUAUAGAAUCUGACAGUACGUCAAGGACUGAUUCGGUAUCGUCAGCAUCUCAGAUAAGUUGCGAUUACAAGAAGGGCACUACCACUCCUAUUAUUGAUAUGAAGCCAAUUGAGUUUUGGACGGCUAACAAAGAAAACGUCCAGCCACGACCAGGUCGCCGGCGAUUACCGAGUGAAACCGAAAUUACGGUGGAGAAUUUCCAAAGAGAUUUGUAUGAUGAUGUCAUAAAUGAACCAUGUUUAACAGAUGAAGAAAAGCUGGCCAAAUUUCAGCUUGGACAAAUUCACAUUGGCUUACAAUAUGACGUUGUGAAUCGUUUCCUUGUUGUCAAAAUAAUUGAGGCAAAAGACUUGCCCUUACCUUUUAUUCUCGAUGACACUAAACAAGACCUGGCUCAUUCGAAUCCCUACUGUAAAGUAAGCUUGUUGCCAGAUCAGAAAAAUUCACAACAAACAUCUGUUCAAAGAAAGACACAAAAUCCAACAUGGAAUGAAUACUUCAUGUUUGAAAUACCGUUCGGUGAAGUUCAAAUGAGGACGCUAGAAAUUCUUAUAAAAGAUUUUGAUAAAUUUUCUCGGCACUGUAUCAUUGGCCAAGUAUAUUUACCUCUAGGUGGCAUGAACCUGAUCAAAGGAGGACAUAUGUGGAAGCCAGUAUUGCCAAGUACAAAGGAAAGAAUGGACUUAGGAGAGAUUUUGUUAUCUCUAAACUAUUUACCUAGUGCUGGACGUUUAAAUGUAGACAUCAUUAAAGCCAAACAACUUCUACAAACAGAUAUGAUAGGAGGUUCAGAUCCAAUUGUCAAAAUUACCUUGGUGCACUUUGAGAAGCCAAUCAAGACAAAGAAGACAUCAUGUAAAAAGAAUACCAUUGAUCCCAUUUUCAAUGAAUCUGUCAGUUUUAAUGUUACACAACAACAGUUAGAAAACACAACAGUUGUUAUAACUGUCUGGGAUCACAACUCUAAAACAAAGGACGAUUUUGUAGGUCGUAUUUCUCUAGGAAAAUACGGAACAGGACCUCAUGAAUACACUCACUGGAAACGCAUGUUAAACUCACAGAGGUCUCCAGUGGCGCAGUGGCAUUCACUGCGCACGCGUAUAGAGUGUGAUCAAGUGUCACCUGCCUCGAUUGCAGUUCAAUGACACGUUCGACAAUCAUUUACUUAAUGUGCGAAAUAACUCAUCAUAUCAUUUUAUAAAAUGCUGAUUGAUAAAAUUGAUCAGACAAUUUUGAAAGAAGACACAUAAUUUGUCAGAUAAAUGAAAGACAAUAUAUGAAUAAGAAUAUCUGUAAAGUGAUAUUCAAUAGCAUGAACCUGUUGAGAAAUUUGACAUUUAUUUCAGAUAUCUUUUUGUUGACAAAUGUAUGAUAUAACCUUGUUAUAAUUGUUAAUAAAGAUGAGAGUUGUU